CUAAUAAAAUAAUAUGAAUCAGGCAAGUUAACGUUAGGGCCCUCGCAAAGAUCCUAAAAAUCGUUCAAAAACCAACAACAUCAAAGAGAAAAAACAAAGUCACAGCAAAGUCCCAAAAACCCAGAUCAAAAAACCCACAAACAUAAUAAAUCUCUGAAAAAAGAGAAAACCCCAAAUUCAAGUUUCAGUCGUUUAGUUCCAGCUCCUUCUUCUUUGUUCUUUUAGAGAAAAAAAAAAAAAAGAAAAAGUCAUGGUUUGCUUCUGUGCCACAAAAAUCCAACCAAAAGAGGACCACCAUUUCAGACCCAAAUGCAGAUUGGUGAAAAUCCCUGAAAAUGUCCGAGUGAAUCUCUCUUUCUCCAUUAGGGUUUUCUUAUUUCUCUGCCCACAUGGCUUGGACACACGCCAUGUCCACCGUUCCUUCUUCUUGUUGCUUUCGCCGGAGUUUUGGCAAAAAUGGUGGUGAUAAUAGUGAUGUUAGUUGACACACUCACAAGGAAAACCACAGGGUCUGGGUUUUGGGUGUACCCAGUGAGUGAACUAGCUUUGGGUCCGCCAUUUCUAGAGCAUCGAUUGGGUUGCGUUCGAUGAAUGUUGAUUUUCUCACUGCCCGUUGGAGAUUGAACGCCGUUGAUACCCACAUUGCUCAGACGGCUUCAACUCGCACCACCAUUGAGAUUCCCGUUACAUGUUACUAGCUUAUUGGUGUUACCGAUCGAGCUGAAAAAGAUGAGGUUGUUAAAUCGGUGAUGGAUUUGAAGAGUGCUGAAAUUAAAGAUGGUUAUAGCAUGGAAGCUGUUGUAUCUCGCCAAGAUCUUUUAAUGGAUGUUAGAGAUAAACUUCUUUUUGAACCUGAAUAUGCCGGUGAUGUGAAGGCAAAGAUACCACCUAAGGGUACACUUCGAAUUCCUUGGGCUUGGUUGCCUGGUGCUCUUUCCCUCCUUCAAGAGGUCGGGGAAGUAAAGUUGUUCUAGAUAUUGGUAGGUCAGCUCUUGAUGUUAAACCAUAUAUGCAUGGUUUGCUUCUUUCUAUGGCACUUGCUGAGGUGCUUUCUUGAAAUGUGCGUCUGCAAAGAUUGGCCUUGAGAAGAACAAGGUGUCCCAUGGAUUUGAAGCUCUUGCUUGUGCACAGUGUCUUCUAAGGAGUAAAAUAUCUCUUGGGAAAUUAAUGUUAUCUCAGAUAGAAGAAUCGCUGGAGGAGCUAGCCUCUGCUUGCACAUCGGAAUUGUUAGGCAUGCCUCACUUACCUGAGAAUGCUGAACGGAGACAAGGAGCAAUUUCUGCCUUGCGUGAAUUGCUCAGACAGGGACUUGAUGUAGAAGCGCCACGCCAAGUUCAGGAUUGGCCAUCCUUCUUUAGCCAAUCUCUCAAUAGACUACUAGCUUCGGAGAUUAUUGAUCUUCUUCCAUGGAAUGAUUUAGCCAUCACGUGGAAGAAUAAGAAAUCCCUUGAGUCACAAAAUCAAAGGGUUGCAAUUGAUUUUAAUUGUUUCUAUUUAGCAUUAAUAGCUCAUAUUGCACUUGGCUUUUCAAGCAAGCAAAGAGAACUGAUUGACAAAGCAAAAAACAUUUGUGAUUGUCUGAUAGCAUCGGAAGGCAUCAAUCUGAAAUUGGAGGAAGCUUUUGCUUGUUCCUUCUUGGUGAAGUGUGUUCCUCCUUCCCUCCUACAUUUUUGUAUGGUGCUGCUUCAUUUAAAUACAUUAGAAAUGUCUCAGUUUUAGUGGUUAGGAAUAUUAUUUUAUCUUUCCUUUUCGUACCUCAUUUAAGAGUGAAGAACACUAUAAUGUCUCAGUUGAAUUCUCUGCUUCAUUUAAGUCGUUUGACACUUACAUAUAUGCCAAAUAUCGAUUUACUAGUCA
This is a messenger RNA of Ziziphus jujuba (common jujube), 1857 nucleotides long. RefSeq names its product plastid division protein CDP1, chloroplastic-like. The transcript has 7 exons. Bases 1168 to 1719 code for a protein of 183 amino acids. NCBI's taxonomy places the organism in Eukaryota, Viridiplantae, Streptophyta, Magnoliopsida, Rosales, Rhamnaceae. The record is from RefSeq and is a predicted model, not a curated record. Gene Ontology annotation, biological process: chloroplast fission. Gene Ontology annotation, cellular component: chloroplast inner membrane.